This is a messenger RNA of Uloborus diversus, 1418 nucleotides long. It is a transcript of the gene Sc2, whose product is annotated as probable very-long-chain enoyl-CoA reductase art-1. Gene Ontology annotation, biological process: very long-chain fatty acid biosynthetic process. Lineage: Eukaryota; Metazoa; Arthropoda; Arachnida; Araneae; Uloboridae. The transcript has 12 exons. Gene Ontology annotation, molecular function: oxidoreductase activity, acting on the CH-CH group of donors; protein binding. The coding region runs from base 169 to 1080 and encodes 303 amino acids. The record is from RefSeq and is a predicted model, not a curated record.
CGUGACCAUUAAAUGACCCAGCUCGAAGGCGAACAAGCAGAUUUUUUUGCUUCUCCGGUCGUUCCCUGAUGUUUGGCUGAAGGCACACAGUCGAGCCGGUGAAAACUGAAAUAUUCAAGUUGUUUUCCUCUGCUGAACUUACAAUUUGAUAGCAUCAUUUACAUUAUUAUGGAGUUAGAAAUUUUACACUCGACUGGAAAACAAGUUGCUGUCUUGUCAGAUAUUUCUUCCACAAGUACAAUCUACGAUGUGAAAAAGGAAAUUCAUAAAAUUAAAAGAAAACUACAUCCAUCUAGACAAGCUUUGAGAAUUGAAGCUCGUGGUAAAUUUCUGAAUGAUAAUGUACCGUUACAUUCCAUUGAAUUCAAGAAUCAAAAUCAACUGUAUUUAAAAGAUUUGGGACCUCAGAUAGGAUGGAAAACGGUAUUUUUGCUUGAAUAUGCUGGACCCCUUGUUCUAUAUGUUGCCACUUAUUUUAGACCUGCUAUCUUGUAUGGUUCAGAAGCUGCUACAACAAAAAUGCACUGUGUUGUCCACCUAGCUGCAAUUUGUUGGAUAAUACAUUAUUCAAAGCGAAUUUUGGAAACUUUAUUUGUUCAUCGCUUUUCUCAUGCUACUAUGCCAGUUCGAAACUUAUUCAAGAAUUGUUCAUACUACUGGCUCUUUGGACUAUAUAUUGGGUACUAUGUUAAUCACCCACUUUACACUCCUCCAAGCUUUGGUGAUGUUCAAGUUUAUGGUGGAUUGGCUGCUUUCAUUUUUGCUGAAUUGGGUAACUUAAGUAUUCAUUUAGCCUUGAGAAAUUUGCGACCAGCUGGCUCUACAGAAAGGAACAUUCCAGUUGCUACAAGCAAUCCUUUUACACUUUUAUUCAAUUUUGUUUCUUGCCCAAACUAUACUUAUGAAAUCUUAUCCUGGAUCUCAUUUUCAGUGAUGACUCAAUGUCUUCCAGCUGGAUUAUUUACCAUCGCUGGACUUUAUCAAAUGACUGUGUGGGCUCUUGGAAAACAUCGAAAUUAUAAGAAAGAAUUUGCAAAGUAUCCUAGAAAUAGGAAAUCCAUUGUGCCAUUUAUUUUGUAAAAUUAUAAUUUAAGACAUUCCUUUUUGUACGUUUUCUACUUAUUGACUGAAUUAAAAUUUAAGUAUAACUGCAUUUCUGUAAUUUAGACAUAUAUAUUAGACAUUUAUUUCUUAGCAUAUUAUUUUUGGAAUCCCUAUAAUAUCUUGUUCACACUGUAGAGCAAACUUUUUUUUCAAUACAUUUUAUUCAUUAAUAUGUUUGUCUUUAACUUGUGUUGAGGUAUGAUCUCCAUCCUCACUUCAAUACAGUAAAACCUCUUCGAAAACCCACCUCUUUUAAAUGACCAAAACUUAAUUGUAGAUGAGUGGUUAAUAUUGAUAAAAGCUAUUUCUUGAAA